AUGAGUAAAUUCUAUAUUUAGGAAGGCUCCAUUCUAACUUAGAACAGGUAUAACUAAGAAUGCUAUCUAAAGAAAGAAAAAGGUUUUCAAAAAUGUGAUCAAUCAAUAAAAUUAAUCAAAAUUGUUAUAAUCUCAUAUUCUCAUAUAAACUUCAAAAUCAUAAGGUUAUAUGUAAUAGUAGAAUUCAUUCUAAUAUUAAUAAGGAAGAUCUAAAUAUAAUAGAAAUAUUAUAAAUAGUUCUUUGCUUUAGGAUAUUGGAAAUAUUGAUUUAGAAAUUUAAAAAAUGUCUGAAGAAUAUAAUACUACAAUCAAUUAAACAUAAAUUAUGAAUAGAUCAUUUAACUUAAAAGUUAUUGUUUGCCAAUAAAAUUAGACAGAUUUAUCGAAGUAAGAUUUUAAAAUCUCAUAAAUAAAUAAAAUUAAAAAUUCUAAUAUUAAUCAUUAAAAACUCAAAAUUUCCAAUAAAUUUAAUGAGAGUUCAUAUUCAAAAUUAGCAGAAUCUAUGAAAAACUAUUCAAACUUAAAAAAUAUGGUUGAAGUAAAAAUUAUUGACAUACCUCAAAAUAAUAUUUUAAAAACUAAAAAAUUAUUAAGUGUGAAUAACUCAUAGAAUAUUGAGAAGUAAAAUUUUUCUUUCUAAUUUAUAGAACUAUAAAUCCUUUAGGUAAGAAAUUACCUUAAAAGUUAAAUUCUGAAAGAAACAAGGUAUCUUUGAUGAAACCAAUUUUAAAGUAGACUUCAUAUCAUACAUAAGAUUUUAGUUUUAAUCAAAUCAAUAUGAUUCCAAAUGUAAUAAAACUUGUAUAAUUUAGGUUUCAAUGAAAUUAGAUAAUAUACAUAAUGAAAUCAAAAGUAUUAUUAAGGAUGAUAAUAAAUUAGAGAAAGCAGUUAAAAUUUAUAAUACUUUAAAGUAAUUAAUUCAAUAACAUUCUAUAUUCUAAUAAAGAGUUAAUAGUUAAAAAGAAUAUAAAAAUAGAAUAACUCAAUGA
Messenger RNA from Paramecium pentaurelia, 989 nucleotides. The record is from the annotation of a GenBank genome assembly. NCBI's taxonomy places the organism in Eukaryota, Ciliophora, Oligohymenophorea, Peniculida, Parameciidae.